Messenger RNA from Wasmannia auropunctata (little fire ant), 1479 nucleotides. RefSeq lists its product as uncharacterized. The coding region runs from base 151 to 1182 and encodes 343 amino acids. The transcript has 4 exons. The record is from RefSeq and is a predicted model, not a curated record. Lineage: Eukaryota; Metazoa; Arthropoda; Insecta; Hymenoptera; Formicidae.
ACUUUGAGGGAAACCGUCCGUCGACUUCUCAUUCGUAGCAUUCAAAAGCUGAAUGGAUCACCGAACGCGAACAUCAGUCUUAGCGUGAAAAGUAUUAAUGUGAAAACGUUUUAAGUGUUUCAAUAUAUUAAUUACGUGUAUUCAGUAAUCAUGUCACAAAUGAAUAAUAGUAAACUUAAUCAAAAUAAUAAACGUAGACGUGUUACUGUGGAUACCGUACAAACAAGUACGCCAAUAACACCGUCCGUAAGGCACAAUGUCACCAUAAGCUUAUCUGAAAUCGAUACAGCUUCUUCCUCAAGUGGAGGUAGAACUUCCCAGUUACAAGAUCUGGUAAAGAAGCACAUAAAACACCAGCACACGAAGGAAAAAGAGAGACCAGAGAAACGAAAAAUAAGAGACUCUGAUCUAUCUAGUGAUUGGGAAAAGGAAAAAGAAUUAAUUAAAAAGCAAAAGAAAAAUUUAAAGAGUCAGAAAAAAGCCACAAAAAGGGAGAAAUUAGUGACAAAAGACACGGAUAGCGAGUGGGAAACUGAAUUGGAAAAGUCAGUUAACAAAUUCUCAAUAAAUUCGCGAGGAUCUACCCGGAAGAGCGAUGAUUGUAUAGUACUGUUUAAGGAUCCGUGUACACCGGAGAAAAUUCGAGAUGUGCCGUACACGUAUAAAGAAAUUCUGCUUGAAUCACCAAUUAUACAGUCCUCUAGAAGAACGCUGUAUCUUUUAAAAAAAGAUAAUAUACUACAAAAUGAAUUGCUUCCGAUUAAUUUAUUACCGGCGGAAGUACGAAAUCCAGAAGAAACAAGUGAAGAUGAAACAAUAUUCGACAAUAAAGGCAAUGCAGAAAUACAUGUUUCAUUACGCGAAUCGGAAAAAAGUCCGAAACAAAAAUCUGAAAAAUUUGCCACAUUCAAAUCUCAUUCAAAAUUCCCGAGAAUAACGAACAGCUUGCGUCAGAAUCAGCCUGUCAAAACAUAUCUCGGAAAAGUUUCUCGGCAUUCGGAAUUAUCUGUUACGCAGUCAUCAUUGUCACCAAUUAAUUACACGGAUUUUAUGCGAAGACUUCCUGAUAUUCCUAAGGAGAUAGAAAGUCCAAUUCCUCCAGGGAUGAUACGGUGUUAUGGAUAUUACAAUAAAGCUUUGAGAAAAUGUAUACUGACGAGGAAGUUUUUCUCAGGAAAAUGAAAAACAUAAAACUAAAACUAACGAAAGAAAUACGAGAAAACAGAAAAGAAAAGUGAAAGCAUCCCGAUCCACAUGUACAAAAUAAUGUACAUGACGAAAUAAUUGAAAUUGUUGAAGAUACAGACUGAAUUAAUUAAAAUUAAUUGAGAUGGUAAAUAAAUGUCUUUUCGUCAAUUUUGUCACAAACAAAGGGUUAAAAGUUGAAAUUAUUUAAGAAUUUUCCUUUCAAAAAGUGUCGUUUAGAAAGGCUAACCGAUAUAUUAAUUAAAUUAUAUUCAACUUUAUAUUUAAUAUAGA